AUGAAAUUUUUAGGAAAAUGCCAAAAUUCGGAGGAACUCUAUGAGACAUCCAGAGAAAUUGUGGAAACUGUUGAUGGCAUAUUACAAUUUCUUCAGCCAUGUUUUAUGGAUAACGCAGACAUUUCUGUAAAGUGCUACGAGGACUGUGUUUACAAGAAUAGAGAUAUAGAGGCCGAGAACGAAAUGGCAAAUUUGCUGCUUGACAUGCAAAAUGAGGCAAAUGAUGCAGUGACGUUUCUCGACAACAUAAGUAUAACUCUAGAUUCUGUGGAUGCAGAAAAGAUGAAUCACACAGAAUUACCGAGCAUACUACGAGAAAAAGAGAAGCUCACUGCUCUGGAGUCUGAAAAGGCCGCACUUGAAGUUAUUCUUCAGGAGCAAAAGCUAAAGAUAGAAGAACUCGGCAGAGAAUUUGAUAAAGUAUCGCAAGAAUGUCAACAUAAUACCAUCGACUGGAAUGUGGAAGAUAAUAUGGAAGACGUUGAAAAGAGGACUUUAAUAUACAAGACACUCAUAAACGCCGCCUCUACCAUCCCAUUCAAGAUCUUGGAAAGGACGCAAUCGUCUGUAACAUACGAGUUUAGGUUCAAUGGAGAGCCACUUUUUGUGAAUGUCCGGGACGACCUGACAGUUUCCCUAAAUCCACAAAAUUCGCUAAUAUCCGACUAUAUCGAAGGUAAAAGAAAUGGGAUCAAGACUUUGGAGGAAAUAGUAGCUCUGAUACAAGAGGCUAUAGCCCUUUAUGAGUUGGAUGAUGUAAAUGUUUACUAG
This is a messenger RNA of Theileria equi strain WA, 771 nucleotides long. RefSeq lists its product as hypothetical. Bases 1 to 771 code for a protein of 256 amino acids. The transcript is spliced from 3 exons. The record is from RefSeq and is a predicted model, not a curated record. NCBI's taxonomy places the organism in Eukaryota, Apicomplexa, Aconoidasida, Piroplasmida, Theileriidae.